GCUCUCCCUCCACCCCCAAGCACAAGCACAAGCAGAAGCAGAGACCAUACUCGACUUCUCCUCCUCCUCCUCUUCCGGCGCCGGCGCUUCGUUGAGCGAGAGAGCGGCGGCAACUGGCCGCACGCAGUGCGCGCGCCACGAGAGAGCAUCCAGCCCAGCCGAGAGACGGCCGGCAGGAUAUAGCAUAGCUGAUAGCCAGCUCGAUCGACGCCGGCGCGUCCCUUUUUGGUCCGGAAUAGAUUCGGCUCCUUAUUUUCGUUUUUGCGGUCGGGGAGCUCCGCCCAGGGCCGCCCAUUUUUAGCGCGGUGCCCGAGAGCUUUUUGUUUGGGGCAAGGCCUGCCCGGCAACGCACCCCCGCGCGCGGCCACCCCUUGCGUCCGCCCGCGCCAGCCGAGGAGGAGGGUGCCGGGGAGGAUGGCCGGGAGCAUGCAGGCGGCGGACGCGGCGGGGCGGAUCAGCGCGCUGCUGUCGCUGCUCGCGCUGCGCCGGAUCCUCGCCGUGCUCCAGCCGCUGCUCCUGCUCCUGCUCCCGCCCUUCGGACGGCGGGCGCGCCAGGUCGACCCGGCCGCCGUCGCGGACGCCUCCUCCUCCUCCGGGAAGAAGGCCAAGCCCGCCGUCGUGCUGCGGGUGCCCGCCGCGGUCUGCUCGCGCAGGCAGGCCCUGGCCCGCCGCGAGGCCGCCAUGCGCCGCGCCAGGGAGGCCGGCCGGGACUACGAGCUCAUCCCCACCGCCCGCGGCGAGACGCUCUUCACGCAGUCCUGGUGGCCGCACGCCUCCUCCUCCUCCUCCGUCAAGCCCAGGGCGCUUGUUCUUGUCAUGCACGGGUUGAACGAGCACAGUGGGAGGUAUGAUUAUCUGGCGAAGCGGUUGAACGCCAUGGAUGUCAAGGUUUAUGGCAUGGACUGGACUGGCCAUGGUGGCAGUGAUGGUCUUCAUGGAUACGUGCAAUCUCUUGAUCAUGCUGUCCAAGACAUGAAAAUGUAUCUGAAGAAGAUCUCAGCCGAGAACCCUGGCGUCCCAUGCUUCUGCUUUGGGCACUCCACCGGUGGAGGCAUCAUCCUCAAGGCUGUGCUUGAUCCGGAUGUCGAUGCUCUUGUCAAUGGCAUCAUCCUCACAUCGCCGGCCGUCCGCGUUCAACCCGCGCAUCCAAUCGUCGCGGCGCUGGCCCCGGUUUUCGCCCUGAUCGCGCCCCGGUACCAGUUCACGGGGUCGAGCAAGAACGGGCCGGCGGUGUCGCGCGACCCGGAGGCGCUGAGGGUCAAGUACUCGGACCCGCUGGUGUUCACGGGCUCCAUCCGGGUGCGCACCGGGUACGAGAUCCUCCGGCUGACGGCGUACCUGCAGCAGCACCUGCGCAGGAUCACGGUGCCGCUGCUGGUGCUCCACGGCGCCGACGACAUGGUGACCGACCCGGAGGGGUCGCGGCGGCUGCACCGGGAGGCCUCCACCCCGGACAAGGCCAUCCGGCUCUACGACGGCCUGCUGCACGACCUCCUCAUCGAGCCCGAGAAGGAGGCGGUGCUGGGCGACAUCGUCGACUGGCUGCGCCCCAGGAUUUGAUCCAUCACGCGCCGGCCGGUCCGUCCGUGGGCUGAGGCAGGCGGGUCGGAUCACUUCUGCCGAGCUCGUCGGGGACGGGAGAAACCUCCCCUCUCCGACGGUGAUGACGCGGCCGGUCCGACCGCCUGCACCCUUAGCGAGCGAGGACGGCGAGGAUGAUCAUCGUCGAUCCUCCCUCUCGGCGGAGGAGGCUGCUGCGAGCGCGGGAAGCUGCUGCUUUAGUAAUUAACUACCACUUCUUACUGGUAGUACGUGUGGUGCAGUUCGGGGGGUCGAUGGCCGACAGAGAUUUCUCUGCUUUCGGUGUGCCCCCGAGUUAUAUUUUUGGCCCAUAUUUUUGUCCGGUAGGGGUAAGACGUUCGUUCGUUCCGUUGGAGUCGCCCGGUGUGGUGCUCAAUAAUGUAAUGUGUUAGACGCCUACCUUCCCUCUCGCAGGGGACGUUUUUCUGCGUCUCGAUUCUCAAUCAGAAUCCGCGGCAGAAUCGAUUGAUUUUUUUUUUCUUUCUUGGAAGGAAUUUCCUCGCCU
Hordeum vulgare subsp. vulgare (domesticated barley) is the source of this 2086-nucleotide messenger RNA. RefSeq names its product monoacylglycerol lipase-like. NCBI's taxonomy places the organism in Eukaryota, Viridiplantae, Streptophyta, Magnoliopsida, Poales, Poaceae. The transcript has 7 exons. Gene Ontology annotation, cellular component: membrane. Bases 415 to 1560 code for a protein of 381 amino acids. The record is from RefSeq and is a predicted model, not a curated record. Gene Ontology annotation, molecular function: lipase activity.